This is a messenger RNA of Phialemonium atrogriseum, 213 nucleotides long. RefSeq lists its product as uncharacterized. The transcript has a single exon. The coding region runs from base 1 to 213 and encodes 70 amino acids. NCBI's taxonomy places the organism in Eukaryota, Fungi, Ascomycota, Sordariomycetes, Cephalothecales, Cephalothecaceae. The record is from RefSeq and is a predicted model, not a curated record.
AUGGACUCCCCCAAAGAGACGCGCGAACAGCCAUGGAAGAAGUGGUAUAAGCCCAUCGACAAGGCAGCGACCGACUUCGCCAUGGCAGUGCUGCCUGUUUUCCUCGCUGGAAACGGAAACAAUGGGACCGACCACCUCGACUUUGCCGUCUACACGGCUGGCUCAACCGCGGCCGCAGCGACAGCUGAGGUUGUCAACAAGCGGUCCACGUAG